Messenger RNA from Oryzias latipes (Japanese medaka), 2297 nucleotides. RefSeq names its product LUC7 domain-containing protein. Lineage: Eukaryota; Metazoa; Chordata; Actinopteri; Beloniformes; Adrianichthyidae. Gene Ontology annotation, biological process: mRNA splice site recognition. Gene Ontology annotation, cellular component: U1 snRNP. The record is from RefSeq and is a predicted model, not a curated record. Gene Ontology annotation, molecular function: mRNA binding.
GAAGGCGGAAGUGGGCACGUUGAACAAACUUGAUAACUUCUAGCUGACUGGCUAGGAGCACACUUCGACAGUACGUUAGCGACAUGUGUUAUGUCGUAAUUUCACACAUGUUUCUCAGAAUAAUCGAGGUCUUUGCCGAUAAUUAGUCGGCAGUAUCUCAACUGGCCACACGAGUGGACUUUCAGCGGCUGCACUUGUUUCCACCGACCCGAAACCAUCCAUAAUCGAAACUCCGCUCCUGUUCGAGCGCAGCGCCGUGAACGCGGGAAAAGGACCGCUUGUUUUUAGCCGGCUGUGUUGGAGGAGUCUUCGUAUUUCUCCUGUCUGGGGGUUAACUUGUGCAGACUUUUAGGAGCCAAGAGGCCUACAGCUGAGGAGUACUGCAUGUGUGUGUGAGGACUGCCGUGAGCGACGACAAACUCGUUGAAGAACAUGUCGGCCCAGGCACAGAUGCGAGCGAUGCUGGACCAGCUCAUGGGGACGGGCAGAGACGGAGACUCCAUGCGGCAAAGAAUCAAAUUUACAGACGAGCGAGUCUGUAAAAGCCACCUCCUGAAUUCGUGUCCUCAUGACAUUCUGUCAGGAACUAGAAUGGACCUGGGAGAGUGCGCCAAAGUCCAUGACCUGGCCCUGAGGGCCGAUUAUGAGAUUGCAUCAAAGGAGCAAGAAUACUUUUUUGAACUUGAUGCUACAGAACACCUUCAGUCUUUCAUCGCUGACUGCGACCGCAGAACUGAACUGGCCAAGAAGAGACUAGCCGAGACUCAAGAUGAGAUCAGCGCUGAGGUGGCUGCGAAGGCUGAGCGAGUCCACGAGUUAAACGAGGAAAUUGGCAAGCUGCUGGCCAAAGCAGAGCAGCUGGGGGGCGAAGGGAAUGUGGACGAAGCCCAGCAGUUGCUGGAGAAGGUGGAAAAGACUCGAGCCUUGAAGAAGGAAGCAGAGGAUGUGUACAGAAACUCGAUGCCAGCUUCCAGCUUUCAGCAGCAAAAACUACGAGUGUGCGAAGUGUGCUCCGCCUACUUGGGGCUCCAUGACAACGAUCGGCGUCUAGCCGACCAUUUUGGAGGCAAACUGCACAUCGGUUUCAUUGAAAUCCGCGAGAAGCUGGAAAAGCUAAGGAAAGCAGUUUCAGAGAAACAGGAGAGAAUGCGCAUAAGAAGGAGAGAGGAGCGAGAAAGGGAAGAAGAAAAGGAACGACAGUGGGAGAUGGAGCGUGAACGGGAGCGAGAGCGUGAACGGCAGCGAGAAUGGGAUCGAGAAAAAGAGCGAGACAGAAGGCGGUCAAGAUCUAGGAGUGGAGAUCGGUACAGGGAUGGCGGGAGCUCAUCCUCUCAGCGUUCCAGACGCCACCACUCGUCCCGGCCCAGGGAGGACGGGUCCGAUCGAGACAGAGACAGAGAUCGUAAACACCGACACAAGGACAGGCACCGCUCACGCUCGCAUUCUCACAGGCACAAAAGAAAGAGGUCUUCCAGAGACGGAUCAAGUCACACCCGCGACAAAGAACCGUCACCGACCCAGGAGAGAUCUCGAGAUGGUGCGGCAGAGGGAUGGCGCGAAAACAAAGUGGAGCAUGCAGACUGGGAGGAGAGGGGGAGGUCUACCUCUCCUGACAUGACCAGAGACAGGGAGAGGGAGAGAUCUCUGUCAUUGGAGCGGGACCGCCGGUCUAGCUCUGAGGAGCGAGAGUCGGGAGAGAUAUGAAUGUUACACGGCGGAUUUGAAUGAUCUACAGUUUAAAAAAAAAAAAGGAGCAUGUGAAGGUGUUUGAUUGGGUUUGGCCGUCUACUCUGUAUGCAUUUUCAUAUUGGGAAGUGUGUAUUUGGAUGGUGGGGCUGAGGUACUGCCUACAGUGGUGACGAUCUAAGAAAAAUAUAAAACUACUUUUCAAAGAUGUGCGAGGCAAGACUGACAUGGGAAGGGUAUUGUCUCCAUUUUUUUAUGUCAACUUUUCAACCUUAUGUACAGUUUACAGAGUGAUGUAAAAGAAUGCAGACAGACAAAAAAACCCUCCUUAAGUCUGUUUUUAUUUUUCUCACUUUUUUUUUUUUUUUUAGUUGAGUCUUUCAUGUCCAUGAUAUUUUGUCUGAUCCAAGAAGAACUGCAGUUCCAAAAGCUGUUGCACAGCCUUUGUGCUUUUGCUGGAAAUGGGCUGCUUGCUGACUGAAGGCACUUUUCGAUGUGUGUUCUUGGUGCCUUCGACCUGCAACAGUCUCAUUCGGAAGAUCUGAUUAGACUUCCUGUAAGGUGCAUUGAUUAACUUGUGCUUUCAAAAUAAACUUGCUUGUUCUUCCGAA